Molecule: messenger RNA, 339 nt
Organism: Auanema sp. JU1783
Lineage: Eukaryota; Metazoa; Nematoda; Chromadorea; Rhabditida; Rhabditidae
Source: the annotation of a GenBank genome assembly
AUGGCCGCUAUCCCUGAGGGUGAUUACGAAAAAGGAAAGCAGAUCUUCAAGCAGAGAUGCCUCCAAUGCCAUGUUGCUGAUUCUAAGGCUACCAAGACUGGGCCAACUCUUCAUGGAGUUAUCGGACGUACUUCCGGAACUGUUCCUGGAUUCGACUACUCUGCUGCCAACAAGAGCAAGGGUGUCGUCUGGACCAGAGAAACUCUUUUCGAGUACCUCUUGAACCCCAAGAAGUACAUUCCAGGAACUAAGAUGGUGUUCGCUGGAUUAAAGAAGGCUGACGAACGUGCUCAUCUCAUUAAAUAUAUGGAGGUUGAAUCCGCAAAGCCAUGUGCUUAA